Messenger RNA from Sitophilus oryzae (rice weevil), 1375 nucleotides. RefSeq names its product SWI/SNF-related matrix-associated actin-dependent regulator of chromatin subfamily B member 1 (gene Snr1). Lineage: Eukaryota; Metazoa; Arthropoda; Insecta; Coleoptera; Curculionidae. Gene Ontology annotation, cellular component: nucleus; nuclear chromosome. The record is from RefSeq and is a predicted model, not a curated record. Gene Ontology annotation, biological process: regulation of transcription by RNA polymerase II; chromatin remodeling. Gene Ontology annotation, molecular function: transcription coregulator activity. Bases 154 to 1269 code for a protein of 371 amino acids. The transcript is spliced from 7 exons.
GUCAUUUGUCAAUUUGAGAUUUGUUUGUUGGUGUUGUUUGAUCCGGUUUGAUAGUUUUGCAUUUUACAUAAAAUUUAUUUUAUACAGCUGUAUUGUUUCUUAUUCAUACUAUUUGUAAUUUAAAAUAAAAAUUUAUACAUCCAGAUAUUAAAAAUGAGUCUUCGAACUUAUGGUGAUAAACCAAUCAGUUUCCAACUGGAAGAAAAUGGAGAAUAUUACUGUGUCGGAUCCGAAGUUGGAAACUACCUAAGACUCUUUAGGGGUUCUCUUUAUAAACGAUACCCUGGAAUGUUUAGAAGGGCUAUAACAAAUGAAGAAAGGAAAAAGUUAAUUGACUUAGGACUCUCACAGCAUUGUCUUGCAAGUAGUGUCUCUUUACUUAGAGCUACAGAAGUAGAGGAUAUUAUAGAAGGGAACGAUGACAAAUAUAAGGCUGUUUCGGUUCAUACCAGUGAUCCUCCUCUACCACGCGAAGGUAAGAGCAAAAAGAAUUUGCAAUGGGUUCCAUCCUUACCAAAUUCAAGUCAUUUGGAUGCAGUUCCUCAAGCGACACCUAUUAACCGUAAUAGAGUUGCUGCCAAAAAAGUAAGAACAUUUCCGCUAUGCUUUGAUGAUACAGAUCCACAGCUAAAUCAAGAGAAUGGUUGUCAGCACGAAUUGCUUGUUCCAAUUCGACUUGAUAUGGAAAUUGAAGGUCAAAAACUAAGAGAUACUUUUACGUGGAAUAAAAAUGAAAGUCUCAUAACACCAGAACAAUUUGCUGAGAUUUUGUGUGACGAUUUAGAUCUGAAUCCUCUUACUUUUGUGCCAGCGAUAGCUCAAGCUAUCCGUCAACAACUGGAAGCUUUUCCUAACGAACCUCCUAGUAUUAUAGAAGAGAAUUCUGAUCAAAGAGUUAUUGUGAAAUUAAAUAUCCAUGUUGGGAAUACAUCAUUAGUUGAUCAAGUUGAAUGGGAUAUGAGUGAGAAACAAAACAAUCCUGAAGAUUUUGCUCUGAAAUUAUGUUCAGAAUUAGGUCUAGGAGGUGAAUUUGUUACAGCUAUUGCAUAUUCUAUAAGGGGGCAACUAAGCUGGCAUCAAAGGACUUACGCUUUUAGUGAAGCGCCUCUACCUACAGUUGAAGUUCCCUUUAGAACUCCUUCUGAAUCUGAUCAGUGGGCUCCAUUUUUGGAAACAUUAACGGAUGCUGAAAUGGAGAAGAAAAUAAGAGAUCAAGACAGAAAUACCAGAAGAAUACGACGAUUGGCCAAUACUACCCCCGGUUGGUAAAAAAUAUUAUUAUUUAAUAUUAAAUGAAUUCUGGAUUAUUAUAAGAAUUACAAUUUGUCUAGAAAUAAUUAUUCUUUAGACGCUAAUAAACUAUAGAACAUAAAUA